This is a messenger RNA of Eublepharis macularius, 3343 nucleotides long. RefSeq names its product HHIP like 2 (gene HHIPL2). The record is from RefSeq and is a predicted model, not a curated record. The coding region runs from base 1 to 2556 and encodes 851 amino acids. The transcript has 9 exons. Lineage: Eukaryota; Metazoa; Chordata; Lepidosauria; Squamata; Eublepharidae.
AUGUGGCAUCUGGUAGGCUCUUUCAAGGGCCAGAGAAAUUUACACAAAGGAGGCGGGGAAAGGCUUUUGCAGUCUGGAGAUGCAGAGGCUGUCUGGAGAGUUUUCUUUCUCAGCUCACCAACAGUAAGCAAUGGGGGAGCGAGUUUGAGAGAGAAAGUAAGCAAACCUAAGCAAAUAUUGAGCUCUGUACUGCUGAGACAUUUCGAAGCUCAGAAGAUGAAAAGCCUUAAUCUUCUAGGUGGUCACAUCUCUAAUACUUCUCACCUCAGGAAACCUCCAGCGAAGAAAGUUUCUUUUGGCUCCCACAAAAGCAGAAACUGCAGGAUUUCUACAAGGUCCUCCAGUUUUUUCCUCUGCUUCUUCUUCACCCUGUUGUACCAAGCAGGGAUACUUCUGGGGCACCCUCAGUGCCUAGAUUAUGGCCCUCCCUUCCAGCCUCCCUUUCAUCUGGAGUUUUGUUCUGCCUAUGAGACGUUUGGCUGCUGUGACCAGGAAAAGGACAAUGCCAUUGCAGCCAAAUACUGGGAGAUUAUGGAUUACAUUGAUCCCCAGGCAUACAAAUUGUGUGGAGGAUACAUCAAAGAUAUCUUGUGUCAGGAAUGCUCACCCUAUGCAGCACAUCUCUAUGAUGCAGAGAACCCUCAGACACCUCUUCGGAACCUCCCUGGCCUUUGCUCUGACUACUGUUCAGAGUUCCACUUAUAUUGCCGUUCUGCAAUCACUUUUCUGACUGAUGACAAACACAUCCAGGAAUGUUGUGAGAAGAAUAAGACCCGCUUCUGCAAUCUCCUCAACAUCCAGGAUCAAGACUAUUGCUUCCCCAAUGUGUUGAAAAACACAGACCUUAAUCAUAACCUGGGCUCUGUGGUGGAGGACAAGAAAGGCUGCCUUCAGCUGUGCCUAAGAGAAGUGGCCAAUGGGCUGAGGAAUCCAGUCCUGAUGGUGCAUGCUAAUGACAACACCCAUCGUAUGUUUGUGGCUGAGCAGGUGGGCAUUAUUUGGGUCUAUCUUCCAGAUGGGAGUCGACUGGAAGAGCCCUUUCUGGAUAUUAAGAAGUUGGUUCUAGCUACCCCUUGGAUAGGCGAUGAGAGAGGUUUCCUUGGCAUGGCCUUCCAUCCCAAGUACAAAGACAAUGGGAAAUUCUACAUUUACUACUCAUAUUUGGACAGGAAAAAAGUGGAGAAAAUCCGGAUCAGCGAACUAACAGCCUCUCCAUUAGAUGUCAACAAGGCUGAUCCAAAUUCAGAAAGGAACCUCUUGGAGAUUGAAGAGCCAGCUGCAAAUCAUAAUGGAGGACAAGUCCUCUUUGGUCUGGAUGGAUAUAUGUACCUGUUUACAGGGGAUGGAGGGAAAGCUGGGGACCCUUUUGGUAAAUUUGGAAAUGCUCAGAACAAGAGUAGUUUUUUAGGAAAAGUUUUGCGGAUAGAUGUGGAUGGCAGAGGUUCCAAUGGGAAGCCUUACCACAUCCCUCUUGACAACCCAUUUGCUUCAGACCCUAAAGUUCUCCCAGAAGUCUAUGCCUAUGGGGUGAGGAACAUGUGGCGUUGUUCUGUGGACAGAGGCAAUCCGGUUACUCACAAAGGAAGGGGAAGAAUAUUCUGUGGCGAUGUUGGGCAGAACAAGUUUGAAGAAGUGGACAUCAUUGUUAAAGGUGGAAACUAUGGCUGGAGAGCUAAGGAAGGAUUUGAAUGCUAUGAUAUAAAGCUCUGUCACAAUUCCUCUUUAGAUGAUAUUCUUCCAAUAUUUGCCUAUGACCACUCUGUGGGAAAAUCAGUCACUGGGGGCUAUGUUUACAGAGGAUGUGAAUCCCCAAACCUGGAUGGUCUUUACAUCUUUGGAGAUUUUAUGAAUGGUCGCCUUAUGGCUUUGCAGGAAGAUGAGAGAGGAAAUAAAUGGAAGAAGCAAGAUAUUUGCAUUGGUAGCCCUAAAGCUUGUGCUUUCCCGGGGCUGAUCAGCUCGUAUAGUAAAUUCAUCAUCUCUUUUGCAGAGGACGAAGCAGGUGAACUUUAUUUUAUGGCUACCUCCUAUCCCAGUGCCUAUGCGCCACAUGGCGCUCUCUACAAAUUUGUGGAUCCUGCAAGGAGGGCUCCACCAGGAAAAUGCAAACAUAAGCCUGUUCCAGUGAAAACAAAGAGUAAGCGAAUCCCAUUCACUCCACUUGCAAAGACUGUCCCUGAACUGCUUAAUGAACUUCUUGCAACCAAAUCACCUAAAAAAGCUGUUAACACAACUGAAAUGUCCCAAGCAUCUUCCCGCCCCAAAUCUAAGAAGCCCGCAUCCCACAAAGGCUCCGCUAAACGCAAGCCAGGAAAGCCCAAGCCUACUGGAUCUGGUAAAAAGCACCCAAAGGCCCAACCAACCAAGGCCAAGGCUGGUGGAUCAAAGCAAACAGUAAGGACUCCACAUGCCUCCAGAGGAUCAACAACCCCCCUCAAAAGGAAAGGGUCACAGUUCAGCAGAGCCAAGAAGAAACUUUCAAAGCUUCCAAAGCUGAAACCAGCAGCUAAGGAGAGAAAACAGAAGAAAAAGAGGUUCAGCUCCAGAAGUGAGAUGUGAGCUUCCAAUGUGCCUGAGAAGAAUCAAGAGAAUGUGGAGAAGAUUGCUGGGCAAUUCAUUUGGUUUCCAUUUUGCUCUUGGCAAGAGUAAAAUUGUUGUAUAGUUUCCAUGUAAAAAUAUUGGGGCGGGGGGAGGAAUAUUCACACCUGGUAGAAGCAGCUGCUAGUCCACUGAUCGUGACAGCCCUAAGAUGUGUGUGUUUAAUUGAGAGUAACUGCUCCAGAUGUUUUCCAGAUUGUUGCUUUUCACAAAUCUGUACUGGUUAAGUAAUUAAGCUGUGAUGCAGCACUUUGCUGGUUUGAAUCUCACUACUGCCAUGAACUGACGAGGUGGCUUUGGAUAAGCUACUCCUCUCAGCCCCAGCUCCAUUGCGGGGAUAGUAACACUGACUUUGUUCACCACUCUGUGUGGGCACUAAUCUGUCCAGAAGAGUGAUAUACAAAUAAACUGUUAUUAUUAUAACUACUACCGAGGAGAUAAUUUGGUGAUCACUCGCAGGAGUGGAAGUCUAGUGACUACAGUGGGACUAUAGGUGAUCAAUUGAGUUGUGCUACUGAUUGCCAUCAAUGGAAGUACAAUAAGGGUCUAGUUAAAUAACUUUGCAGCAUAAAACAUUUUAGUGACCUUGGUCUGAGAAAAAGGAGGGGAUUGAGUAUGUAUAGAACAUUGGCUGUACCUUAAAGGGGUGAAAAAGAAUCCUUUAGGCAGCUGGUGUUUUCUUUUAUGAGAACAGAACAAAGUUAUGUCAGCUAUUAAUGAUAGCAGCUUUCACAUACUUUCUAGCUAG